Tribolium madens (black flour beetle) is the source of this 3454-nucleotide messenger RNA. RefSeq names its product UDP-N-acetylglucosamine--peptide N-acetylglucosaminyltransferase 110 kDa subunit (gene sxc). The record is from RefSeq and is a predicted model, not a curated record. Gene Ontology annotation, biological process: protein O-linked glycosylation. The transcript has 9 exons. Gene Ontology annotation, molecular function: protein N-acetylglucosaminyltransferase activity; protein binding. The coding region runs from base 213 to 3278 and encodes 1021 amino acids. Lineage: Eukaryota; Metazoa; Arthropoda; Insecta; Coleoptera; Tenebrionidae.
GCCUCCCGAACGCACUCAUCGGGCGUGAAAUUGAUAAGACGCGUUGUGGUUUUUUUGCGCUUCAAAGCUCUUCCCAGAACGGUGGUAGUGCAAAUGGUGCUUUUUGGUAUUUCCCAUUAAUUGUAUAAAGUCGUUGUGGGACUCUUCGUGCCCAUAUCCAGGACCAGAUCGUGGUCGAUGGUACAGUUCCUGGUAGUCCCAUCGUGUUGAAGAUGAACGAUAUUCCGCAGCUUUCGUCAGUUGGGCUUUUGGAGCUUGCCCAUCGCGAGUACCAAGCUGGGGAUUACGAAAAUGCCGAAAGGCAUUGCAUGCAGUUAUGGAGACAGGAUCAGGCGAAUACCGGAGUUUUAUUGCUUUUAUCAAGCAUACAUUUUCAGUGCAGGCGACUUGAUAAAUCCGCACAUUUCAGCACUUUGGCAAUCAAGCAGAAUCCACUCUUGGCCGAAGCUUACAGUAAUUUGGGCAACGUGUACAAGGAAAGAAGCCAGUUGCAGGAAGCACUGGACAAUUAUCGACAUGCAGUCCGUCUCAAACCUGAUUUUAUUGAUGGAUAUAUCAACUUAGCUGCAGCUCUUGUCGCUGCAGGAGAUAUGGAGCAAGCAGUUCAAGCAUACAUUACCGCAUUGCAGUACAAUCCAGAUCUCUACUGUGUUCGUAGCGAUUUGGGUAACCUCCUAAAAGCAUUAGGUCGUUUAGACGAGGCCAAGGCGUGUUAUUUGAAAGCAAUCGAAACUAGACCGGAUUUCGCCGUCGCUUGGAGCAAUCUUGGGUGCGUUUUUAACGCUCAAGGAGAAAUUUGGCUCGCUAUACAUCAUUUUGAAAAAGCUGUCGGUUUGGAUCCCAACUUCUUGGAUGCCUACAUCAAUUUGGGCAAUGUGUUGAAGGAAGCGCGAAUUUUUGACCGGGCGGUAGCGGCGUAUUUGCGGGCCCUAAACCUCUCCCCCAACAAUGCCGUCGUCCAUGGUAACCUGGCAUGUGUCUACUACGAACAAGGCCUCAUCGAUUUGGCAAUCGACACCUAUCGAAGGGCCAUCGAAUUGCAGCCCAAUUUCCCCGACGCCUACUGCAAUUUGGCGAACGCCCUUAAGGAAAAGGGUCAAGUAUCGGAAGCCGAAGAGUGUUACAACACAGCGUUACGUUUGUGUCCUUCACAUGCCGACUCACUUAAUAAUUUAGCUAAUAUCAAACGUGAACAGGGUUAUAUUGAAGAGGCGACUCGACUAUAUCUGAAAGCACUUGAAGUCUUUCCUGAAUUUGCAGCCGCUCAUAGUAACCUCGCUUCGGUGUUACAACAACAGGGUAAACUAAACGAAGCUCUAAUGCAUUACAAAGAAGCGAUUCGGAUUCAACCGACUUUUGCCGAUGCUUAUUCUAAUAUGGGGAAUACCCUGAAGGAGAUGCAGGAUGUGUCAGGGGCGUUACAGUGUUACACUCGUGCUAUCCAGAUUAAUCCAGCCUUUGCUGAUGCUCAUAGUAAUCUGGCGAGUAUUCAUAAAGAUUCCGGAAACAUUCCAGAAGCGAUUCAGUCGUACAGAACGGCCUUGAAAUUAAAACCGGAUUUUCCGGACGCCUAUUGUAAUCUCGCACACUGUCUUCAGAUCGUUUGUGAUUGGACGGAUUAUGAUGCAAGAAUGAAGAAACUGGUCAGUAUUGUGGCCGACCAAUUGGAGAAAAACCGACUUCCGUCGGUUCACCCCCACCACUCGAUGCUAUAUCCCUUAUCGCAUGAAUUCCGUAAAGCUAUAGCAGCACGUCAUGCGAAUUUAUGUCUGGAAAAGAUCCACGUUUUGCAUAAACAUCCGUACAAGUUUACAACAGAGUUAAAAGGGCGUUUAAGGGUCGGUUAUGUGAGUAGCGAUUUUGGGAAUCACCCAACUUCGCAUUUAAUGCAAUCCGUUCCGGGUUUACACGACCGAAACCGAGUCGAGAUUUUUUGCUACGCGUUGAGUCAGGACGAUGGGACGACUUUUAGGAGUAAAAUCUCACGAGAAGCUGAACAUUUUAUUGAUUUAUCACAGAUUCCGUGUAAUGGUAAAGCCGCAGAUAGGAUUCAUGCUGAUGGUAUUCAUAUUUUGGUCAAUAUGAAUGGGUAUACUAAAGGGGCCCGGAAUGAGAUUUUUGCAUUGAAACCGGCUCCAGUUCAAGUCAUGUGGUUGGGGUAUCCUGGUACUAGUGGUGCUAGUUUUAUGGACUAUUUAGUCACCGAUGCUGUGACGUCGCCGAUUGAAUUGGCCAAUCAAUAUAGCGAAAAACUUGCAUAUAUGCCUUACACUUACUUUGUUGGGGAUCAUAGACAGAUGUUCCCCCAUCUCAAGGAGAGACUCAUUGUGAGUGAUAAGAGUACAAAUUCGAAUUUGGCAGACAAUGUGGCGAUUAUAAAUGCUACGGAUUUGUCGCCAUUGGUCGAAAGCACGGAAGUGAAGGAAAUCAAGGAAGUGGUCAAGGCUGCAAAGAUGGUGGAAAUCAGCCUGAAGGUGGCGGAGCUCCCCACCACCACUCCCAUCGAAAACAUGAUCGCAUCGGGCCAAGUCCAGACCUCCCUUAACGGAGUAGUAGUCCAAAACGGUUUAGCCACGACUCAAACCAACAACAAAGCCGCAACUGGUGAAGAAGUCCCCCAAAAUAUCGUAAUUACGACUCGACAACAAUAUGGACUUCCUGACGACGCAGUCGUCUAUUGUAAUUUCAACCAAUUGUACAAAAUCGAUCCAAUGACAUUGCACAUGUGGGUCAACAUAUUGAAGGCUGUGCCCAAUGCAGUGUUGUGGCUGUUGCGCUUCCCGGCUGUUGGCGAGCCGAAUUUACAGGCGACAGCCCAGCAAUUGGGACUUCCACCCGGAAAGAUUUUAUUUAGUAAUGUGGCAGCCAAAGAGGAGCAUGUGAGGAGGGGGCAAUUGGCGGAUGUGUGUCUGGAUACGCCGUUGUGUAAUGGACAUACGACCAGUAUGGAUGUUUUGUGGACGGGGACACCGGUUGUGACCUUCCCGGGGGAGACUUUAGCCUCGAGAGUAGCCGCGAGUCAAUUAGCCACACUUGGGUGUCCAGAAUUGAUAGCACGGUCCAGGCAGGAAUAUCAAGAAAUUGCUAUUAAGUUAGGAACAGAUAAGGAAUAUUUGAAAGCGAUGAGGCAUAAGGUUUGGGCAGCUCGAACAACAUCGCCGCUCUUUGAUUGCAAACAAUAUGCCCAAGGAUUGGAAUUGUUGUAUUGCAAAAUGUGGGAACGUUUCGCUGGAGGACUCAAACCCGAUCAUAUAACUGACACAACCGCUAAGAAAUAAAACUGUGGGACUGAUAUUUACUCAUCUAAAUUAUUUUGUAAUUUCUAGCUUUGAUGAAGACUCGAGAUUUCAUCAUGAUGUAUAUUUUAGUUCAAGUUGUAUGCAAUUUACUAUUGAGUUGUGAAAUGUGACAUACGAUCGCUGUGUUGUAUUAUAAUAAAUUUCAACAAGUUCAA